Pseudopipra pipra is the source of this 5671-nucleotide messenger RNA. It is a transcript of the gene MOB3B, whose product is annotated as MOB kinase activator 3B. NCBI's taxonomy places the organism in Eukaryota, Metazoa, Chordata, Aves, Passeriformes, Pipridae. The record is from RefSeq and is a predicted model, not a curated record. The coding region runs from base 776 to 1426 and encodes 216 amino acids. The transcript is spliced from 8 exons. Gene Ontology annotation, cellular component: cytoplasm.
CGCCGGGCCGGGCACAGCCGCGCCGGGCACAGCCGAGCUCGCGCGGGCAGCGCCGCGCCACCGCCGGGGCUGGCGGAACGCGGGAGAGCCGUGCCGGACUGUGGCGUCCUUUCCCUGGCUGUCCUGCGAGCGAGGCACCUGGAGGGGCAGCGACGGCGCCCGGAGCGGUGGGAGAUUUUGGCCGGAAGGAUUAAAUCUUUGCAUCUCUGUAAAGAAAUUUGGGAAGGGAUACUCACAUACACCUCUGGAUCUUGAGCAAAGAAGAUAAAUGACUGCAUUUAGGCUGUGGUCUGGAUGAAUGGGUGAAAAGCCUGGUGCUGAUCCAAGUGCUUCCCAUUUGGAAGACUGUACAGAAGUGAGGGGAAGGCUGUGGUAGGAUAGAAAGCUGAGGUGCUCAUCAUCUUCUAAGAAUAAGCAGUGAACAAUCCUCCUUACGGCAACAGUUGUAUACUGAAUUGGAGAGGAGGCUGGCAGUCCUUGGAGGAGGUAUCACAGUUGGCAAAGAAAACAGGUUUUUUCCUCCAGUGAGUACUGCAAGACUACUGAUUUAGAGCUCUGGAGUGUGGAUGAUUGCCCUGCCCCAGGGACAUGAAGCCUUUUGAGGAGGCUUUCAAGAGGAAGAGCUAAUAGGUUGCUCCAAAGUUGAUACGAGCUUCUCUGGGAAAAAGAGCAGGGCCUGGAGGACCUGUGAUAGGGAGCAACUCUUUUGAGAUACCUGCAUUAAAUCUCAGACGUGCAUUUCUGCCAGCUGCUGCAGAGCAGAAGAUUAGCAGACAUGUCCAUAGCACUCAAGCAAGUCUUUAAUAAAGAUAAGACUUUCCGUCCGAAACGCAAGUUUGAGCCUGGAACCCAGAGGUUUGAACUUCACAAACGAGCGCAGGCGUCUCUCAACUCAGGCCUGGACUUGAAAGCAACCGUGCAGUUGCCCAGUGGAGAAGACCAAAAUGACUGGGUGGCUGUUCAUGUGGUUGACUUCUUCAAUAGGAUCAACCUCAUUUAUGGAACUAUCUGUGAGUUCUGCACAGAGAAGACCUGCCCAGUGAUGUCUGGAGGCCCUAAGUACGAGUACCGGUGGCAGGAUGACUUGAAGUACAAGAAGCCCACAGCAUUGCCAGCACCCCAAUAUAUGAAUCUUCUCAUGGACUGGAUCGAGAUGCAAAUCAACAAUGAGAACAUAUUUCCUACAAGAGUAAGUGUUCCCUUUCCAAAGAACUUCCUUCAGAUCUGCAAGAAGAUUCUCUGUCGGCUUUUUCGUGUGUUUGUUCAUGUCUACAUCCAUCACUUCGACCGUAUCAUCCUCAUGGGGGCUGAGGCCCACAUCAAUACCUGUUACAAGCACUUUUAUUACUUUGUGACAGAGCUCAACCUCAUAGACCGCAAAGAACUAGAGCCUUUGAAAGAGAUGACAACCAGGAUGUGUCACUAAAAACUACCUACUGAAGAAAAGUAAAGUCCAAUUUCCUUCCUGCUGCAGAGUUCAAGAAUGUGACAGCCCUCACGGACUGAGCCUGCUUGUUAAUCCCUGAAAGUUGGGAACCACAGUUACUUGCUUCCUUCCACUGUCAGUGUUCUUAACCCUGAAGAUGCUGCUAAGAACCUCAUCUGAGCAACAUAGAUUACUGAGAAAAAGAAUAGUCAUAUUAGUUCUAGCUCCUUUAUUAGGAAUAAGAACCUCUUCAGCCACAAACAAUGGCAGUGCUUCUGCUGCUAAAGCUUUAUUGAAAUUUAGGUCCCUGGGCUGGCCUCCAGAUUCGUUGUUUUCAAAUGAAACUGUAUGGUUAGCUGCAAUCUUACUUUCCUUUUCUUUUGUUUCUUGGUAUGUGCUUUCUUUCCUAACUGCAGCAGACUAUUAAGAGAUUCUGGAACUGAAGAAGACUUAGCCUUUAAUGCCCCCCACCCUGCACCAGGCCACCCAAGGCUUGGCCCCCAUUCCCAAAUGCCAGUGAGCCUUGUGUUUCCAGGAAGACAGCCAUGUCCCUCAGCUGAUCAGUCAGUUUGUUUCAUUGUGACUCCUAAUUGAAUGACAAUGGGAGGGUUUUCGAUCUCAAUUACAUGAGCAGGAAUCCAGAUGUAGCUAUGCAGUGCUGAGGUAUUUUCUUUCAAUUUAAGCUGUGACUGACAGCAAAUCUGCUCAGUAUCUCUGCUGUAGUCAGCAUUUUCCUGAAGUACUCUAUGAAUACACCAAUCUGUCAUGUAAUUUCAUAGCCUUCUGUUCCCUUAGAAAAAGGAUCCUUCUCAGUCACCCUAAGGUUUCAUCUUUUCAGAGAAAAAGAAAUUUAAUUUUUGUAACUUGGCGGAAGAUACAGUAAAGGUGAGUAGUAUAAAGGGUAGAGCAGGGGGGGAUAAUUGAAGGUUUCUGUUGCAUCUAAACAGUGUCCAGCAGUGUGACUUCCUUUCCAUACUGGACUAACAUAAAUUUUUUUUCCAGAACUCAAUCCAACUUAAUUAAUACAUGUAUGGACAGCCUGGAAGGAUCUGUUGCAGUAAAUCAAGUCUUCUAUGCCAAAUAGAGGAGGCUUUCUUCUGAAAAAAAAGAGUGAUACUUAACAGAGGGAUCACAAGAGAGAGACUAUUGAAUAAAUGUGAAUCCAGUGGAACACACCUACAUAUUUUGUGCCUUGUAAGGAAUUUUGCACACUUGUGUUAUUGUGAAAGAUUACUUUUCCUGAGUAAGUGCUGAACCCUGUUGCUGCCUUCUUCUCAACCGAGUUAGAUAUGUUUACAUCUUCUGAGACAGCAUCAGAAGAAAAUCUCGUGGAGUAUCCAGUGAUGAAACAGAGGGGUAGCAGACACUAAAGAAUAACAGCAAACCUUUUCUAGCUUGUGUUGUAGCAUAUUCUGAUUUACUUGCCUGCUUGCUUAAAUCUGGGCUUGUAAGUAUAAAUGAUCACAUCCUUGCUGGGGAAAAGUGCUUUUGUCUGUGAACAUUUAGUGUGGCUAUGGUGGAGGCUUUUCUGCAUCUUUAGAAUUAUGCAAAAGACUUUAUCCUUUGGUUUCAAGGGGAUGGACCUAAGUGUUCCUACCUCCUUUGGUGGUCUUCGCAAUCAGGUUAAUUCUUUGGGGAUUGGAAUGUGCACACAGAUAAUUUCUGGUCUGCUGGCACUUUUGCAGGUUAUAACUAGUUUGUGGAAUUCAUUGCCACAGCUACUGCUGAGCUUAGUUGCCUCAUUUUAAAGAAGAUGAAAAAUGUUCCAUCUUUGGAAGAUAGCAUGUGGUUCAUGUAGAUGACAACUGCCUGGAAUUACAACUUCAGUUGCAUGUGAAAGGGUUUCUUGAACUCCUCCAAAGUGCCUGGACUGUGAUACUGCUUGACAUGGAGCUGUAGCUGAUACAGUGCUCUUGAAUUUUGCUGCGGACAGUUGCCGUCUGGUGUUCUUCUGGCUGGACAGCACAAUAUUUGAAAGAUUAACAUGAAGAGACAAACGUGUGGAAUUGAAAAACAUGGUAUUUUAUGUAUAAUUUAUGCACAAUUUAUUCUUCAUUUUAUUACACUACUUACUAUAUGCUGGUUUGAGUCUGUUCGCUGUAGCUCAGUCUGAAGAUUAAGCAGAAUUACAUUCCUGGUGAAUGCAUUAAUUUUGUGAAUGCAAAUCUUAUCUGUUGGAGUGUUUUCCUUUUUUUUUCUUAAACUAUUUUCUUUUUUUGUACAGCACACUGUAUGAGGCAAAGGAGGGAAAUGCAUAAUUGAAUCCUAGAGGAUUUGUGUUUGACAUGAUCGAAAUUCCUGUGUUGGGAAAACCCCGUUAUAACACAGGAGCUGAACCAGCUGCAAAGGAGUGCAAAGUGUACUGGUUUUGCUUGCUUAUUCUACUGGGAAGAACAGAGAGUUUGAUUCCUCCAAAUGGCAGGGUUUGGCCUUUAACUGAGUAUCUCCCAACAGGUACUCUUGCUUCCACAGCAGAGGUAUUCAGCCACCUCCUGGCCAUCUCGUGCCAUGGGCCAUUUCCCCCAGUAGUUGAUAACCCAAUAAGAAUAAUGUCUGGACUGUGGCAUCACUACAUAAAAGUGUCAUAUUACUCCUUCCCAUAGAGGAAAGGGGGCAGCAUCCUCUUGGAUAUUGUGAUCCCAGCUUCAUCAGUAAUUUGCUCAGGACCACAAACAGACAGAAUUGUGUUUUGGUUGUUAUUAGUCUUUCUAACAGGUCUUAUCAUUUACAUGUUUUCCUAAUAGUCCCAGCAUUCCAUAUGUCUCUAGGAUUGGGGAAGGCAGAGGAGAGAGGGGAGAAAGAGGUUAUUAUUUGGAUUCGUUGUUUGUUGUAAUUUUUUUAUCAUCUUUCUUGUUCUUCAACCGGGUUUUGUUCUUCUUGCCUAAAAAGGUUUUUUUUGGUACUUACCUUUAGAGUUGCUGUUAGUGUUAAGGUUUAAGGCACUGUAAGAAGGAGACCACUGAGACCACACUCAGCAUUACUUCAGAGUGCAAAAGGUUCCUAUGAUAUCAAAAUUGCCUUCAGUGGUUAAAGACAUUUAAGCUUUCUUUGAUUGUCUCUGUAAUAAGAGAUUUUGUAAUGAACUUCUGCUUUGUGUGAACAUAGAUUAGUGUCACCAUAGUGGCAAAUGUAACAUGAAAAAAAUCUUAACCUCCCUUAGGUUUUAUGAAGGAUGGAGUCCCAGGGUCUAUCAAAGAGUGUGGGGUGAAACUAAUGCUUUUUAUCUGAUUUGAUAGAAGUUGGGGACUUAUGAAACUUAAUGAGUUUUCUCGAAGAACUCAAGCUCUAAGCACCUGACAAGGUGUUUGAUUCUUUUGACCCGUGGGUUCAAUAAGAACAAGGCAAGGGAAGAGGAGAAAACAGUUAAUUUGUAACUCUACAGGGACCUACAGACAAGGGCUCAAGAUGUGCAGAAACGUAAUGGGUAAACGUUGUCCCCAGCAAUCACAAAUUCCAGAUCUGGGCAAAGGAUACAGAGAUACAGGAUACAGAGAAUGGUACCCUUUGUAAUCAAGAGGCCAUUAUUACCAAGUCUCUAUUAACAGCAGACUAAAAGGGUAUUUUAGCACUUUUGUACUUCAUACUGAAUAAAUUACACAUUUUGGAGCCCUCUUACAAAUUCCUUCCUGUUGCUUUUUCCCUUUUCUGCUUGUUCUUGAGGUCUCAGGACCAGCCUUCUGCCUUUCAGUGUUCCUUUUUUCUUCCUCAAGGACAAUGCUGUUACAAAAAGUACCUUUCUCACCUCUCUCUGUGCCUCCAGAAGGGCUACCUCUCAUUUGUGCCCUCUGAAGAGAGAGAACUGGCUGUGCAUUGUCUCUUCAGAAAACCAGAAGCAAAAGAGCAGGAGGUACCUGCAAGAGCAGCAAAACAGAAUGCACUACAUAUAAAAUAGAAAUAUGCUCUAUGGGCUUUAGAAAGGGGAUAACACUGGGGAACCCAGUAUAGACAAGUGGUCAGUAUUUAGACAUUUUUUCGUAUAUGUUGUAAGAAAUUUUUAAUAAAAGACACUUUUAAUAAAAGACACAAUAAAAUAAUUAUGGAGACUAUUCCAAGGGCAAAGCAAGCCAAAUCGACACUGAGAACCUGGUAGUGGUAUACAUUUAAAUCUAAAAUGAUCAAAAGUUAGUUUUUUAUGUGUUUUAUGCUAAAUAGACAGUGAUUUCCAAGGUUUAGCCAAAUAAGUUAGAGCUCUUAAAGUUUCUUUUCUGUGUUUUAAUAAGUUUUCCUGUUUUAAAUGCAGAUGUA